Molecule: messenger RNA, 3759 nt
Organism: Anneissia japonica
Lineage: Eukaryota; Metazoa; Echinodermata; Crinoidea; Comatulida; Comatulidae
Product: glycoprotein-N-acetylgalactosamine 3-beta-galactosyltransferase 1-like
Exons: 4
Coding region: 166-1296 (376 amino acids)
Cellular component (GO): membrane
Molecular function (GO): N-acetylgalactosaminide beta-1,3-galactosyltransferase activity
Source: RefSeq, a predicted model, not a curated record
UACGAUUACGACCUUGCAUGCUGUGACACCACGACUCGAUCGACUGAGCGAGACAUGUUGCUAUGUGCUGUAGAUUUAUUAAAUUAUGAAUUGCAAUGUGUGAUAAAAAAUUGUUAGUUUUAUGAAAAGACUGAUGAUCAGUGCUUACUUUGCAGUGAUAUCACCAUGAAGGUUGAAUCAGGAGUUUCUAGCAAGGCCAACCAGCCUAACUUCAUCUUAUUCAUCGUGGGCGUACUACUGGGUGCAUGCAUGAUGGCUGUGUACAGUACAUUUUUCCAUAGACAGUUCAAUUCCACCGGUAACCAUAUGAAAUUUUGGGGACAACCCUACUCGGAACAUGUUAAUUCACUGCAACAAGUUAAUAUAUCUGAUCCCCAAGGUCAUAUUGAAGUAAAUGCGGAAAAUAGAAUUGAACCUCAUGAAAGGUUAAAGUUCAAACAACACCAUGAUCUUCAUUACAAAGAUGAAGAUCAAGUUGCCAAGGAAUUAUAUAAUAAAGUUCGCAUUCUUUGCUGGAUUAUGACCUCACCCCAAACACUAGAAUCAAAGGCUUCAAAUGUUAAAGAGACAUGGGCAAAACGAUGCAAUGUCGCACUCUUCAUUAGCUCAGAACACAAUGCAGACUUUCCCACAGUCAAAAUAGAAACAAAAGAGGGACGCGAGUACUUAUGGCAGAAAACAAGAGGAGCAUUUCAAUACAUAUAUGACAAUUAUUUAGAUGAAGCUGAUUGGUUCUUGAAGGGAGAUGAUGAUACAUUUAUAAUAGUGGAGAAUUUAAGGUAUUUUCUUUCAGAUAAAAACACCAAUGACCCGUUAUAUUAUGGACGUAAAUUUAAACCAUACGUAAACCAGGGUUAUAUGAGCGGUGGUGCAGGUUAUGUUUUGAGUAAGGAAGCUGUCAGGAGACUUGUGGAAGAUGCUUUUAAGAGUUCCUCUAAAUGUCGUCCGGCUACAGCUGUUGGUGGUGCAGAGGAUGUUGAUAUUGGUCGAUGCCUUCAAGCAGUAGGAGUCGUUGCUGGUGAUUCCAGAGAUGAACUGGGUCAGGAUCGAUUUCAUCCAUUUGUUCCGGAGCACCAUCUCAUCCCUGGAUCUGUCCAGAAAGGUUUCUGGUACUGGAAAUACAUUUUCUAUCCGUCUACAGAGGGACUUGAUUGCUGCUCGGACUACAGUAUAUCAUUCCAUUACAUCAGUCCACAGAGUAUGUACCUGAUGGAGUACUUAGUGUACCAUAUGAAACCAUUUGGAGUUGGUUACUACACCUGUCCAGCUCAACAGAAGGGCUCGGCCACAUCAUAAAAUGAUUGAAGGCUAAGUAGGGCCCACCUGAUGAAAUACCAAGUCUACAUACCAGUAAGUGCGUGCCUGGUGGAAUGACUGUACCUGCGUAACAUACAUGGUUGUAGCUGUAGAAAACUAAGGGUUGGUGAUAGACAUUUUAAUGGGGGGUUAUGUGAUAACAACACACUCUAAAUGAUAAGAGUGGAAUUUAAGGAUGAAAAAGUGGGUUAAAAAGGGUUGGUAGAGGGCCAUGAAAUUAGCUUUAGACUGGGUAGAACACUCCAAGUCCCACCAUAACUACAUUUUUGAACAUAUGAAACAAUUUGUGUUUUUCCUGCUUAGAUCAAUAUUAAUCUAUAAAAUACAUAACAAAUUCCAUUAAAGAAAUUUUAGUCGCUCAUUUAAAAUCAAAGAGACAUGAACGUUGAUUUAGAUUGUCUUUUUUAUAAACUCUUUGUCAUGAUGAUGCUUACGGAGUUGUUUUUAGUUGUGAGAAAUAUACCUGCUUUACAGAAAUUGAACCUUGGGAUUGGAAGGUAAGUAUGUUACCGUACUACCAAGCUAAUCGCCUCCACUAUAAAAAGAAGUUAGUGCGGUAACUAAAUUCAAUUCUACCUUUGUAAUGAUUUCAAAGCCCCUUUCUCACAGGCCGAGGUUGGUGAAUCUUCGGGUAAUGGUCAAUGUCCGUGUUGAUAAGCAUUAAUAUUGUUGUGACCCGUUACGUAGCCCUUGAUGCGUUCUGCGCAGUUGCUGCGCCAGCGUCUGAAAUCUGGUGGAGGGUGAGGCAGCAAGUGAGGGAAAAGGUAAAAUUUUAGAGGGGCAAUAUGCUGUGGUGGCCUGAAGUUUGUGUGGUCAAGCUUCGCUCAAAAUGUUGUGGAAGUGGUCCAGGGGCCGAGAAACCCCCAAAAAAUAUGACAAUUUAGGGGUUUCAGAGGCUUAUUUAAUCGAUAUUAUAGAUAGUCUACAAAUAUGUAGAAAAUACAUAUCAUUUUUUUCCUCCUGGACAAAUUGUGGUUUUUCUUCUUUUUUGGGAGAGAGAAAACUAGGGGAGGGGGAAAGAAAAUUAUCUGGGGGAAAAAUGUUUCUGCAGAAGUUGCAGAUCUCAAGUUCUUACAGUCAGUAGACUGUCGGGGAAGUCUUCAAAUGCCUGUAGAAAAUCCAUGGGAGAGUACAUCAGUUGACGUUUCUGCUAAGCCCCUUCCUCUUGGGUAUUGUUGCUAAGAACAUUUGUGGGACAACACGUUUUGUGAGACACAUGUAUAUUCCUGGCUCUGUUUUGAUUGGUCAGUUGUUAAGUUGAUUGACACUCUGAAUAUAUUUAUUAUGUACUCUAUUGUAUUGAAAAUUUGCUAUAUAUCAUUUGCUCCAGUUCAGUAUGUUUGAGUGUUUUGACAGAUGCUAUUAUUUUUAGCACUUCCUAUCUCUCUGAACUGGCCUCUAUAAGAAAAUGCCAUGACCUGCUUUUGAAAGCAAUACACAUUAAUUGUUUUUUUGCAUGGUUACCUUUACAAUAUAUAUUAUAUUUUUCUAUUUCAAUUUAUAUUAGUAGAGGGGUGAAGUUUGUAUGUAUUAAAUACAUAUUUUACUAUAAAUGGCAUUUUGCAUGGAAUGAUUAUGCAGGUGAAAAAAUAAACAAUUAAAUAAGGUUGUUAUUAUUGAUCAUGUAAUAUCGGAAAUAAAAGAUAUUCAAUUGGAAGAAUUGAAAUUUAAUAAAAUAAAUAAUAUAUUUGCUAAAUGGCUGUAUUUUAAAUUAUUGCUAUUAUUUUUGCUGUUAUUUUUUGUAUUAAAAUUAAGGUAUUUAACCACUGUUACCAACAAUGGUCAUUUUUUUGCUAAUUAUACAGUAAAUUUAUAAAACUCAUAAUAUGAGUGGUAAUUUUAUUGGUGCUAUGAAUUGUGACAAAAUCAUCAAUACCAUCAUGUGUGAAACAGGUUUUUGUAAUCUUGAAAACUCCGAUGGGGGCAGUAUAAUAGAGGCAUUAGAGCUAAAAAAGAUCUAUUAAUCAAUCAGCCAAGUGUUUCUAGAGCUCCUCAGGGCAGUAUACUGUAAUAGAGGCAGUACUGUAGAUCUAAAAAUGAUCUAUUAAUCAACCAGCCUCAUGGGAGCAGUAUGAGGCAGUAGUACUGACAAUGAUGUAUUAAUUAAUUAGUCAACUGUUUCCAGAGCUCCUCAUCGGAGCUAAAAAAAAAUAUUAUAUUUUUUUUCAUAAUUAUUUUUGUGUCCUUUCAUGUUUUGAAAUGUUACUUUACAGGAUGCUAAAUUACAAUAUUCCAAUAUUUGAUAGACUUGAUUCUUUUCCUCUAGUGUUCCAACUCCAGGGGAGAUACUGUAUGAAACUCCAGGUAUGAGGAUUUAUUUUACCUAGUAUUGUGUUAUCAGUACAAUACUAGGUAAAUUCUGCGGCAAACACCAACAAUACAUGUGUGUAAUUUAAUGUAUCAACAUUAUUGACAGAAACAAUAAACAAUAUUUUAUAUAAA